This is a messenger RNA of Capsicum annuum, 1363 nucleotides long. Its product is annotated as purine permease 3. The transcript has 2 exons. The record is from RefSeq and is a predicted model, not a curated record. Gene Ontology annotation, cellular component: membrane. Lineage: Eukaryota; Viridiplantae; Streptophyta; Magnoliopsida; Solanales; Solanaceae. The coding region runs from base 127 to 1185 and encodes 352 amino acids. Gene Ontology annotation, molecular function: purine nucleoside transmembrane transporter activity.
UACUGUAUGAAAGGGACCACUUCAUUUUGUGUAUAGAAUUGUAGCAAUGCACUCAGAUUCAAUUAUAAAAGCAGGUUUCUUCCUACUCCAACUAUAGCAAUUUAAAAAAAAAAUCUCAGAAAAAAUAUGGAAGAAGGAAAAUUAGGCACCAAUAUGAAGAGGAUCCUCCUCUUGAUAAAUUGUUUAUUUCUCUCUGUUGGUGUUUGUGGUGGUCCUCUAAUGAUGCGUUUAUAUUUUGUUGAAGGUGGUGCAAGACUUUGGUUUAAUAGCUGGUUACAAACUGGUGGAUGGCCACUCACUUUUAUACCUCUAACUAUCCUAUACUUCUAUAGACAAAAAUCUGAGGGCUCGGAUACCAAGUUUUACUUUAUAACACCUCGAAUUUUUGUUGCAUCGUUUCUCAUAGGUGUCCUCACGGGGCUUGACGCUUACCUCUAUUCAUGGGGCGGGUCAAAACUCCCCGUGUCUACUUCUUCGCUUCUAUUGGCCCCUCAACUAGCCUUCACGGCUAUAGGUGCUUACUUUAUCGUGAAGCAAAAGUUCACAUCGUACUCUAUAAACGCGGUGGUUCUAUUGAUAGUUGGAGCGGUUUUAUUGGGUAUUCGGGCGAAUGGUGAUCGUCCGGAGGGCGUGACUAGUAAAGAGUAUGCUAUUGGUUUUAUUAUGACUGCUUUGGCUGCAGCUUUGUAUGGAGUCAUUUUGCCUUUUAUUGAGUUGAUUUAUGUGAAGGUAAAACAGGCUAUUACUGUUACGUUGGUAUUGGAGAUUCAAAUGGUCAUGUGUUUCGCUGCUACUGCUUUUUGCACCAUAGGAAUGAUUGCCAAUAAAGACUUUCAGGCAAUUUCAAGGGAGGCAAAACAAUAUAACCUCGGAGAAGCAAGAUAUUAUAUAGUGGUAAUAUGGAGUGCAAUAAUUUGGCAAUGCUUCUUUGUGGGUGCUGUUGGAGUUAUUUACCUCUCAUCUUCAUUAAUGUCUGGGGUUUUAAUCGCAGUUUUACUGCCAGUUACUGAAGUAUUAGGUGUAAUUUUUUUUAAUGAGAAAUUUUCAGGUGAAAAAGGACUUUCUCUUUUCCUUUCUCUUUGGGGUUUUGUUUCAUAUUUCUAUGGAGAGUUCAAGCAAACAAAGAAGCUGAAGAAUAAAAAUCAAGAAAAUGAGAUGGCAAAGAUGCAAAAUGAGCAUGUUUGACUUACUAUUCAUGGUUAUUAUAGGAUAGUGUUAUGUUUUGUUGAUUUUACGACUUGUUCGGUUGGUUAUUAUGUAUUUUAUAUUUGUACUGUAUCAUAUUAUUAAUUACUACUCCCUCCAUUUAAAAAACAAUGGUCUACUUUCUUUUUUAGUCCAUUUAAAAAGAAUGAUUCCUUUA